AUGUUUGGAGGAGAUUCUGCCCUUCCUUUUUCUCGCCACUCUGACGUAUUGCAUGGGGCCGUGCCAACGGACCCCAAGGAGUUGGAGAAUCUUGUAGCGGAGCUCAAACGCCGAGGCAACGCCGCUUUCCAGCAGAACGCGUUGGAGGAGGCCGAAGUUCUCUACACGCGAGCCAUCACUAUCAACGAGAGCGAUCCGCUGCACCAGCAGCAUAUUUUCUUUGCCAACCGCUCGGCCGCACGUUGCUCCAUGGGCAAGGCGGACCAGGCGCUGGAGGAUGCGGAAGCUUGUGUGGCACUGAAUGCCACGCACGCAAAGGGAUUUUUCCGGAAGGCACAAGCGCUUGUCAAGUUGAGACGCUUUAAAGAGGCGCUGGUCGCCCUUGACAACGCCAAGACUCUGGAGCCCAGCAACAAGUCGGUAAUGACGCUGUACACAAAGGUGCAGGAACUGGCCAAGAACCAAAAGGAAGCACCGAUCAUGUCAGCUCCUAAGAAGGUGGUGACGCGCAUGGAAGUAGUACCGUCCAGCUCUUCUACUACUACCCCAGAGACGACCACUUCAACAGCUGCUAGUUCUACAGUCGUGGAUGAUGACGCUGAAAUUGCCGGUCACGUCCGUGGCUAUAAGACGUUGGCAGAUGGACGCGUUACCACGUUCUUUAACAAUGAGCUCACAGAGGAAGCAAAGCAGCUCAUUGGCGACAUUGCCCCCAAGAAAGUGGAGGAUCCUAACAAGGUGCAAAUUAAGAGUGUAAAUGGUGGAUCGGCCUGGAAUCAGGGCAACACUUUUGAAGAAAAGGACAUGACGGCAUGGGCCAAGAACAAGUUGGAGAAGAUUGUCUCGGGGAUCUCGGCUCCUUUAGGCACAGGCGAAGGUGUCGUGACCUCACUGGAAGUGUCAAACCUCGAGGGGGAUGCGUCAAUUGCGGUAGUGCGUGGUGCAAAGCGUUACAUCUUUGACUUUGCAUUCACAUUGGCGUGUACGUUGAAACAAGGAGACGAUCUGGUGACGGGUGAUUUGAAAUUUCUGGACUUGAGCUCGGAUUGCGGUGGUGAUUACGAUGUAGAGGCUAUUGUUCCUUCUCGUUAUCAGUCGGAAGGUGGGAAGGCGCUGCAUGCAGCACUCAACUCGUCGUCAUCGCCGUUCCGCAAGGCUCUUGCUGCCCAAUUAGCGUCAUUCGUACAGGAUUACCACACGUUUUAA
Molecule: messenger RNA, 1206 nt
Organism: Peronospora farinosa
Lineage: Eukaryota; Oomycota; Peronosporomycetes; Peronosporales; Peronosporaceae
Source: the annotation of a GenBank genome assembly